GGACCGUCACCAGCAAAUCCUACAUUUUCUACGAGUUCCACUUUGCCAACGACACCCUGGAGCUGUCGGUGCUGCACCGGAACUACUCGGACCCCGCCGGGUUGAUUUUCGGGCACCUGCGGGUGCUGGGGCUGCCGCGGGAGCCGCUGGCGGUGACGGUGACCCAGGGCGGGGUCGAGGUGAACUCGAACCACACCAUCAGCUACGACCCCCAGAAAAAGGUUGCGGAGGUGCAGGGGCUGCGGCUGCCGCUGGGCGAGUCCUUCGCCCUUCGCUGGUCGAUGACGACGAGCGAGAAGGAACGUUUUGAUUGUCACCCCAACCCCGGCGCCUCCCGCGAGAGCUGCGAGAGCCUCGGCUGCGUCUGGAACGAAACCACUUCCUCUCCCGGCGUCCCCUUCUGCCACUACGCCGGCCCCGGCAGCGGGUACCGCGCCGCCGACAUCCGCUACGGCCCCGAUGGCGUCGCCGCUGACGUCACCUGCGAGGGGUGUGGCCCCGGGGCCGCCGCCGGCGUCGCCGAGCCCGUGGGGAGCCUGAGGGUGGAGGCGACGUUCCACAGCGACCACCUGCUCAGGUUUAAGAUCUUCGACACCUCCCGGCGCCGUUACGAGGUGCCGGUGCCGCUGUCGCUGCCGGAGUCGCCGGAAGCGUCGAUGGAAGGCCGGCUCUACGACGUCACCAUCCAGGACGAGCCCUUCGGCGUCCAAGUGCGGCGUCGCAGCAGCGGCACCGUCAUGUGAGUCCCCUCCCCCCCCCCUUUUUCAUCCCAAAAAUCCCUAAAAUUUCGUUUCAGAUUCGGUUGGAAUUUUCAUUUUUUUUUCCGGAUGAUUCUCCCUCCUCAUCCCGCCGGAAUUCCCGAAAUUUUUCUUCCCCCUUUCCCGCAGUACAAACUCAACUCCUACGGCUUCCACCCCUUCUACCUCUGCCUGGAAGACGACGCCAACGCCCACGGGGUCCUCCUGCUCAACAGCAACGCCAUGGACGUCACUUUUCAACCCACCCCCGCCCUCACCUACCGCACCACGGGGGGGAUCCUGGAUUUUUACCUGGUGCUGGGGCCGACGCCGGAGGAGGUGGUGAAGGAGUACACGCAGCUGGUGGGAAGGCCCGUCAUGCCCCCCUACUGGGGUUUGGGCUUCCAACUCUGCCGUUACGGCUACGAGAACGACGCCGAAAUCGCCCAACUGGUGCAGGACAUGACCCGGGCCCAGAUCCCGCUGGACGUCCAAUAUUCCGACAUCGACUACAUGGUGCGUCAAUUGGAUUUCACCCUCAGCCCCAAAUUCCAGGGAUUGCCGGCGCUCAUCGAUCGAAUCCAUCAGGACGGGAUGAGGUUCAUCAUCAUCCUGGACCCGGCCAUCUCCGCCAACGAGACUGAUUAUUUACCCUUCGAGAGGGGGAAGGAGCAGGACGUGUUCAUCAAAUAUCCCGACAGCGACGACAUCAUUUACGCCAAGGUCUGGCCGGAUUUGCCCGACGUGGAGGUCGAUGAAUCUCUGGAUUGGGACACCCAAGUGCAGCUUUUCCGGGCGUUCGCGGCGAUGCCGGAUUUCUUCCGGAACUCCACGCGGGAGUGGUGGGCGCGGGAAAUCGCCGAGGUUUACAACAACCCCCGCAACGCCUCCCAGAGCAUCCGCUUCGACGGCCUCUGGAUCGACAUGAACGAACCCUCCAGUUUCGUCCACGGCUCCGUCGAUUCCUGCCGGGAUCAGCAGCUCAACUUCCCGCCCUACGUACCCCAGCUGGGCUCCCGCUCGGAGGGGCUGAGCUACAAAACCAUCUGCAUGGAGGGGCAGCAGGAGCUGCCGGACGGGACCCGCCUGCGCCACUUCGACGUGCACAACCUGUACGGCUGGGCCCAGGCCCUGCCCACCCUCCAGGCGGUGCGGUCGUUGACGGGCGAGCGCGGAUUGGUCAUCACUCGCUCCACCUACCCCAGCAGCGGCCGGUGGGCGGGGCAUUGGCUGGGGGACAACACGGCCGCCUGGGACCAGCUCCACAAAUCCAUCAUCGGAAUGUUGGAAUUCAGCCUCUUCGGCAUCUCCUACACCGGCGCCGACAUUUGCGGAUUUUUCCAAGAUUCCACCUACGAGCUCUGCGCCCGCUGGAUGGAACUGGGAGCCUUCUACCCCUACUCCCGCAACCACAACGGCAAAGGAUCCAGG
Molecule: messenger RNA, 2168 nt
Organism: Empidonax traillii (willow flycatcher)
Lineage: Eukaryota; Metazoa; Chordata; Aves; Passeriformes; Tyrannidae
Product: maltase-glucoamylase, intestinal-like
Exons: 17
Biological process (GO): carbohydrate metabolic process
Molecular function (GO): alpha-1,4-glucosidase activity; carbohydrate binding
Source: RefSeq, a predicted model, not a curated record